Schistosoma turkestanicum is the source of this 900-nucleotide messenger RNA. The record is from the annotation of a GenBank genome assembly. NCBI's taxonomy places the organism in Eukaryota, Metazoa, Platyhelminthes, Trematoda, Strigeidida, Schistosomatidae.
AUGGCUAUAGUAAAGCUAGUUAAGAAUAAGGCUUAUUUUAAACGAUAUCAAGUCAAGUUCAAAAGGCGAAGAGAGGGGAAAACUGACUACUACGCUCGCAAACGGCUGAUCUGGCAAGACAAAAACAAAUAUAACACACCUAAAUACCGAUUAGUAGUUCGUUUUACUAAUAAGGAUAUAAUCUGUCAGAUAAUUUAUGCACGUAUUGAUGGGGAUCGAGUGUUAUGCUCCGCCUAUGCUCACGAACUACCUCGAUAUGGUGUUAAGGUGGGGUUGACUAAUUAUUCUGCUGCCUACUGUACUGGCCUGUUGUGUGCUAGACGUGUGCUGAAGCAAUUGGGCUUGGACACCUUGUAUGCUGGAGCUGAAAAGGUUGAUGGACAAGAAUAUCAUGUGGAAUCUAUUGAUGGACAAAAGUCUGCUUUUAGGUGUCAUCUUGACGUUGGCCUCGCAAGGACCUCAUCUGGUGCCAAUAUUUUCGGCGCCCUUAAGGGAGCCGUUGAUGGUGGUCUAGAUAUACCUUACUCACCCAGCAGAUUUCCAGGGUACAACCCGGAAUCUAAGGAAUACAACGCUGAAGUUCAUCGAGCCCGAAUACUGGGUCACCAUGUUGCCGAAUACAUGAAACAACUUCAAGAGGAGAGCGAAACUGAUUAUCAGCGUCAGUUUAGUGGGUACAUAAAACAUGGAAUCACUGCUGAUAAAAUUGAAUCUAUGUAUCUCUCAGCUCAUGCAGCAAUCCGAGCGGAUCCUUCACAUAUUUCCAAAGAACAGAAGGAAGUCCAACCGAAGAGGUUUAAUUGUAAAAAAUUGUCUUCUAAACAAAGGAAGCAACGUGUUCGACAGAAGAAAGCACAUUAUCUUUUCCAACUACAAAAAGAGAUCGCCGCUGCUGAAUAG